CUCAUUUCUCUUUCAGUCAAGAUUUACACUCAUUAUCAAACACCAUUGCGUCCCACUUACGCUGCAUCCAUCCGGGCUCCACAAGUGUUUCGAUCGUUUAUCUAUACACCAUAUCGGUCAAUAUGCCUAACCGCAACGCCCGUCACAGGCGAUCAAAGAAGGCCGGAAAGGGUACGCAGAACCCCGUCGACAUUCCCUCGGACCCCAACCCAACGACCUCCUCGGAGACUUCGAAGCGAACCCCGAAGAACGAAUCGCCACCUGGCGCAUGGGCAUAUAGCGCUCACUCGCGCGAAGAGAUGGCACAAAGUAGGCUUUGGCCGCACGUCAGGAUAAUCCGAGGUAUUCGGCCAUAUGAUUGGGCCGUCGGACACGCAAUAUCCUGUCAAGCAGAGACAUAUCUGAGGUUAUUCGGUACUUCGGCCAUCUUAUUAUGUCAAGCAUGGCGAUACGCUACACAGUUGGUACUGCGACAUCUUACACAGCCUCAAGGUGAACCUCGACAAUACCCGCCCUCGCGACAAUCGCAAGACCGCUCUGUUUGGCAUCGUCUUUCUCAGGUUGAAAUAUCAUGAGACUGCGGUGGACGAGGGUGAUAGGUUGUCUUCUCUAUGGCUCAUCCAAUACACCAGGGAGUGCAAGCGCAUGACGAGAGAGUUGAAGAAGAGGGACUGGAUUGAGAGUCUAGAAUAUGGCGUGCACAACAACGUGGGACGGUAUGAAGUCAUGAGCAGCAAGGUUUGUGAGAGGAUCGCCGCGAUAGGCGCACCGUUAAAGGCGCGUUUGAGAGAGAGAUGCUUGAGGAGAGCUAGUGG
Molecule: messenger RNA, 815 nt
Organism: Trematosphaeria pertusa
Lineage: Eukaryota; Fungi; Ascomycota; Dothideomycetes; Pleosporales; Trematosphaeriaceae
Exons: 1
Coding region: 123-575 (150 amino acids)
Source: RefSeq, a predicted model, not a curated record